UUUAAAGUAUAUACAAUGCAUACACAGAAUGCAAAAAAUCAGUGAGACUGACCACAAAUGAAACAAUUCUGUAUAUCAUUUUUUGUUAUUUAAUUGUUUUGUUUUUAUCAGAUGGAGGAAGAAGAAGAACAAAGCUUCACAUUUUUGGCCACCCUGACUUUUAAUGACUGGGCAUCAGCCAUAGAAAAACCUGUGUUAGUCAACUUAUUCUAAUAAUUCCAUUUAAAUAGCAAUAAUACUUUUUUGUAUAGUGGCUUUAUGAAAAUGCUCAAAAACACCUUACAUCAAUACAAAACAAAGUAUAAAAUCAUAUCAAAUACACACAUACAAAUACAACAUUGAAAUACACACACAGAAGAAAUCAGUCAGAUAUUUCAUCAUUUACCUACAGAAAUGUGUCAUUUCCUGUCUGCCUGCUAACACAGCUCCUUUCUCCACAUGGCCAAUCUGGAGCAUAUAUAUACCAACUUGCUUUACACAAACCUUCUAAGUCUACAUUUGAAUGUAUUUAACAGAAACGGAGUACACUGGACUCCUGUGACUCUGCUGCCAGUUCCUGCCUCCAUGGCACCAGGCUCCACCCUCUCCUGGAAGCCCCUCCCCCCACCACAAAGCCUUUUAUCCCUCCAAUCCCAGACAGCUGUAGGCAGCAGGCGUGUUCCUUUGUCCCAUUCUCGUAAAUGCGGUAUUGGAGAAAUGCUCUUGACACGGCCUAACAUUUCCUUUUGGAGUCGUCAAAAAGUCACACAUUUUGGCCUUUAUCCAGAAUCUGCACACUUAUAUAUCCAGAAGGUUAAAGGUUACAUCCUACACUGGGAUGUUUGAUGUUCUGCACCACUUCUCCAUUUUUCAUUAUUCAAUACAAUGAGUCAGGAACAGGGAAAGAAACUGAAAACUGACCUGCUGUGAGGCACUCCUUCUCACUGUCGGCCCGGCAAUAUCCAGAAUAAUCCAGAUAUAAUAAUCAAAUCUAACCACCUCUAUCGGCCUCUUCAUGAAGAAGGAAAAUCACAGCGAUGUUCACACUCACCGAGGUUGCGUCUUUGAAUGACAUUCAGCCAACGUACCGCAUCCUAAAGCCAUGGUGGGACGUCUUCAUGGACUACUUGGGGCUGGUCAUGCUCAUGCUGUCCAUAUUCGCCAUGACCAUGCAGAUCACCAAGGACCAGGUGGCAUGCCUUCCUUGUUUGGAGGACCCUGACGAGGCCUCAGGACCUAAACCUAACUCCAUCCCCCAGCAGCCCACACACCAAGCAGCCACAUCUGCAGCCACUGGGGCUCCGGUGUUAACCACAAUCCCGCACAUCUCCAAGGAUUUACCGGACGAGGCUGUUCGCGAGAUCCACAUCACUCACCAACACACUGCAGUGGUGGCAGAGAAAUAUGUCAAUCAACCUCAGCCGACAGGAGUCAGGACCAAUCUGGACUAUCAACAAUAUAUCUUUGUCAACCAAAUGUGUUACCAUGUUGCCUUGCCCUGGUACUCCAAGUACUUUCCAUACCUGACUCUCAUCCACACACUUGUUCUUAUGGUCAGUAGCAACUUCUGGUUCAAAUACCCCAAAACGAGCUCAAAGAUUGAGCAUUUUGUUUCUAUUCUGGGACGAUGUUUCGAGUCUCCCUGGACUACUAAGGCUUUGUCUGAAACUGCUUGUGAGGACUCGGAGGAGAACAAGCAGAGGCUGACCAGCACCACUUCAGCACCAAAACAUGUGUCUUCAGAGGGGAAGGAUGAAAGCACGGGCGUCAACUCAUCCACUCCCAUGCUUGGUGUGAAGUUCUCUGCAGAUAAACCCAUCGCAGAGGCCCCGAGCAGUAUGACAAUCCUGGACAAAAAAGAUGGGGAGCAGGCAAAAGCCUUGUUUGAGAAAGUGAGAAAAUUCAGAGCUCACGUGGAAGACAGUGAUUUCAUCUACAAGCUUUAUGUUGCUCAGACUGUUGUCAAAACUGUUAAGUUUAUCUUGAUAUUAUCUUACACCUCAACCUUUAUGGCUAAGAUUAACUUUAGGCAUAACUGUGAACCUGAUAUUAAACAGCUAACGGGAUACAAAAAGUUUUUCUGUACGCACAACAUGGCUUUCAUGCUUAACAAGCUGCUUAUUAGCUACAUGGCUUUGAUUCUGAUCUAUGGGAUGGCGUGCUUGUACUCUCUCUUCUGGGUGUUUCGACGACCUCUGAAAGAAUACUCAUUUGAGAAGGUUAGGGAGGAGAGCAGCUUUAGUGACAUUCCUGAUGUCAAAAAUGACUUUGCAUUCCUUUUACACAUGGUUGACCAGUAUGACCAACUCUACUCCAAGCGCUUUGGCGUCUUCUUGUCUGAGGUCAGUGAAAACAAGCUGAGGGAGAUCAGCCUCAAUCAUGAGUGGACCUUUGAAAAACUACGGCAGCUUGUGACCCGUAAUUCACAGGACCAACUGGAGCUUCACCUUUUCAUGCUCUCUGGACUCCCGAAUGCAGUGUUUGACCUCACAGACUUAGAAGUGCUUAAACUGGAGCUGAUUCCUGAGGUGAGGUUCUCGGCCAAAGUCUCCCAAAUGACCAGCCUGCAGGAGCUGCAUCUCUGCCACUGUCCUGCGAAAGUAGAGCAGACAGGUUUUGCUUUCCUCCGUGACCAUCUUCGCUGUCUUCAUGUGAAGUUCACUGAUGUUGCCGAGAUCCCGGCUUGGGUGUACAUGCUAAGGAGUUUGAGGGAGCUCAACCUUAUUGGCAACUUGAGCUCUGAAAAUAACAAAAUGAUCGGUCUCGAGUCCAUGCGUGAUUUGCGACAUUUAAAGACACUAUGCCUGAAGAGCAACCUGUCUAAAAUGCCCACAAACAUCACAGAGCUUUCACCACAUUUGAUAAAACUAGUCGUGCACAAUGAUGGCACAAAACUGCUGGUGCUAAAUAGUUUGAAAAAGAUGACAAGUAUAAUUGAACUGGAGCUACACAGCUGUGAACUAGAGAGGAUCCCCCAUGCUAUUUUCAGUCUGAUCAACUUACAGGAGCUUGACCUGAAAUCGAACAACAUUCGAACCAUAGAGGAGAUCAUCAGCUUCCAGCACCUCAAGAGGCUGACGUGCCUCAAACUGUGGCACAACAAAAUAAUCUCCAUUCCAUCCUCCAUCGGCCAGGUCAGGUCUCUGGAGUCUCUCCACCUCUCACACAAUAAACUGGAGUCCCUGCCUCCAGCUUUGUUCACUCUACCUAAACUGCGGCACUUGGAUGUUGGCCAUAACUCCAUCACAGUGCUCCCUCCUGAUGUUGGCCUCCUCCAAAACCUCCAGCACUUAGCCAUCAACUCCAACAAGCUGGAGGUGCUGCCCAAGCCUCUCUUCAGAUGCACCAAGCUGAAGGUGCUGUGUCUGGGGCACAACGCACUCACCGUGCUCCCAGAGAGUGUGGGUCAGCUGGUGCAGCUCACUCAACUGGAGCUGAGGGGAAACUGUCUUGACAGACUGCCGCCCCUGCUUGGAAACUGCCGCCUGCUGCGUAAACAUGGCCUGGUUGUGGAGGAUCACCUCUUUGACGCGCUGCCUGUGGAAGUGAAGGAGAGCAUCAGCCGAGAGACCAACGUGUCCUUUACAAGUGGCUUGUAGCACAAAACGCAGCAAACACACACACAGGCCUGCAGCUCUGCGGGAUCACAACAGGCUUGUACUAUAAUGGAUGGAAAAUAUGUUUUAUUAUAUAACAAAAACCAAUGAAUUGUCUUGAUUGUUUUAAUGGGUUUUAUUUACAUGUAUGUAUAAACCAACAAGAUUUUUAUUUUAUUGUUAUUAUUAUUAUUUGUUUUGUCGUGUAAGAAUCUAAUUUAGCAAUUUGUUUUGGCAUUUAGCUUUUUCAUAGAAUAAAAAUAAAACUUUGGAAAUCUAGUUCCUCUAUAGACCAAAACUGUUUGCUCUGGUGACACAGUAUGUAGAGAUUUCAUGGUUUUAGGUACUCAGGUGUAAUUGUUACCAUGGGGAACAAUCUUUUGCCUUAACUGCUGCUAUUUUUAUGGAGAAUACUUUCACAAACUUCAGGCCAAAUAGAAAUAUUUAAUUUUUUCCAUGUCAUUGGUUUUUUUUAAAAAAAAAACCAAAACAUACAUUAUCCAUCUGUAUGGUGUGGAAGCAGACAUGGUGAUGCUCCUUUUUUUGGUAUUAUUUAAUAUUUUGUUUUAUAACUAGCAGGAUAAUCUCAAAGUUGUAAAACUCAGGUGGAGACUAAGCACCAGAAAUGAACUUUUACCUUACCAUUGUAGAGAUUGCAUACCAAGGCCUAUAACAAUUCAUUUGCACAAUGAGAACACAAUUAUUUGAAGACCAAUGAAUAAUCUUUGUGAUAACAUGGUCAAAGACCAAUGUGAGCAGAUAAAAGGGAAAUCUGUUGACUGCCUUUUCUUAAAUCAUGCUUUAGAAUUUAGAAAUGUGUGAUGAAACUGCUCACAGGUAUUCCUGAUUAUCCUGCAUGUCAGAGUCACGUUUUGACAAUAAGAAUGUCUGCCUUCAUUUUUUUUUUCUCACUGUAUUUCUGUGCAAGCCUACUGUAUCUAUGUGUUUCUCUGAGCUGAUGUACCAGCUUGGUAGUCCCUUGUUCAAAGUUCACAACUUUAUGGCACAAUAAAACAAGAUUUUAGAUGAA
Molecule: messenger RNA, 4605 nt
Organism: Solea senegalensis (Senegalese sole)
Lineage: Eukaryota; Metazoa; Chordata; Actinopteri; Pleuronectiformes; Soleidae
Gene: lrrc8da
Product: leucine rich repeat containing 8 VRAC subunit Da
Exons: 2
Coding region: 1017-3578 (853 amino acids)
Molecular function (GO): protein binding
Source: RefSeq, a predicted model, not a curated record